Messenger RNA from Indicator indicator, 2590 nucleotides. It is a transcript of the gene MYSM1, whose product is annotated as Myb like, SWIRM and MPN domains 1. Gene Ontology annotation, cellular component: BRCA1-A complex; BRISC complex. The coding region runs from base 1 to 2508 and encodes 835 amino acids. Gene Ontology annotation, biological process: double-strand break repair. Gene Ontology annotation, molecular function: metallopeptidase activity; polyubiquitin modification-dependent protein binding. The record is from RefSeq and is a predicted model, not a curated record. Lineage: Eukaryota; Metazoa; Chordata; Aves; Piciformes; Indicatoridae. The transcript has 20 exons.
AUGGCGGCGGCGGAGGAGCUGGACCUAGAGGUGGAUAUCGAAGGGGACCCGGUGGCUGAGCCUGGAGAGGCAGCGUCAGGAGAUCAUGAAAACACAGCUUCAAGCUUGCUUCAGGAUCACUAUCUUGAUUCUUCUUGGAGAACUGAUAAUAGUCUCCCAUGGACACUGGACAGCAGCAUUAGUGAAGAAAACAGGGCUGUGAUUGAGAAAAUGUUGCUGGAAGAAGAAUAUUAUUUAUCUAAUAAAUCACUCUCUGAAAAAAUAUGGCUCAAUCAGAAGGAAGCAGAGAAAAGAUCUCUGAAAAGCCCGCAUAAGAAAGCUGGGAAAGUCAUGAUGCGAUCACCUACAAAGCCAGCUAGCUACUCAUUGAAGUGGACUUCAGAAGAAAAGGAACUGUUUGAACAGGGACUUGUGAAGUUUGGCCGCCGGUGGACAAAAAUUGCCAAGCUGAUUGGAAGCCGUACAGUUCUACAAGUCAAGAGCUACGCUCGGCAGUAUUUUAAGAACAAGGCAAAAAAUGGUGCUUCUGAGAAAGAAGAGCAAAGUCAGUGUGGGAGCACUCUUCCUGUUGAAGAUGGAAUUAAGGUAGAAGAGUGGUCGUCUGGGAACUUGAGAGGCCGUGCAGACCCCAAUCUGAAUGCAGUGAAAAUAGAAAAGCUGUCAGAUGAUGAAGAAGUAGACAUAACUGAUGACAUGGAUGAACUACUUUCUCCUGCCUCCCACCAGGAAACUGGGAAAUCUGAAUUAUCUGUUCCCUCAGAAAGGCCAGUUGAAGAAUCGAGAGGAACGGAACACAGUUUGUCAUCUGCUGGACACAGUUCUGCAGUUUCGUUGCCUAAAGAAGAUCGUACACACACCAAGCAAGAUCCAGUGGAUGCGUUAGUAUUUCCAGCAGUUGCAGCAACAUGUGCUCAGCACCUGAAUGGUGAUAAAUCUGUGAACUUAGAUUACCAACAAUACAAUAAUUGUACUGAGAAGGCUGAACAAGGCAGACUGGUAACAUCUCCUGGUACUGCACAAGUAACUGAUCAGGAGCAUAAUGUCGAACAGAGAGAUCCAGCUGAUAAUGGAUUGUUUUUUCUUUCUGCCUGCCAAGCAGACGAAGAUCAUCAAGAAGAAGCAGAUGAGCUUAAGCCUCCUGAUCAAGAAGUGGAGGUUGACAGAAAUGUCAUUCUAGAAGAAGAAAAACAAGCUAUUCCUGAAUUUUUUGAAGGGCGUCAGGCCAAAACUCCAGAGCGCUAUCUGAAAAUCAGGAACUAUAUUUUGGAUCAGUGGGAGAGAUGUAAACCCAAGUACCUGAAUAAGACUUCAGUACGUCCAGGCCUUAAGAAUUGUGGUGACGUUAACUGCAUCGGGCGCAUCCACACGUACUUGGAAUUGAUAGGAGCAAUUAACUUUGGCUGUGAACAGGCUGUCUAUAACCGCCCCCAGCCAGCUGACAAGGCACGGUCCAAGGAAGGCAGAGACACAGUGGAAGCUUACCAGCUUGCUCAGCGCCUGCAGUCCAUGCGUACAAGACGACGGCGAGUGCGAGACCCUUGGGGAAACUGGUGUGAUGCAAAGGAUUUGGAAGGACAGACUUUUGAGCACCUAUCUGCUGAAGAAUUGGCAAGAAGAAGAGAGGAAGAAAAACUGAAACCUGCAAAAUCUUCUAAAGGUUCAAGACAGAUUAAAAGUUCCUUUGAUCCCUUUCAGCUGAUACCCUGCUCUGUGUUCACUGAAGAGAAGCAGGAACCUUUCCAGGUGAAAGUGUCUUCUGAAGCACUUUUAAUAAUGGAUUUGCACUCUCAUGUGUCUAUGGCAGAAGUAAUAGGGCUGCUAGGUGGAAGAUAUUCUGAAGCUGAUAAAAUUGUAGAAGUGUGUGCAGCAGAGCCAUGCAACAGCCUCAGUACAGGACUGCAGUGUGAGAUGGACCCGGUGUCCCAGACGCAGGCCUCGGAAGCGCUGGCUGCCAGAGGCUUCAGUGUUAUUGGCUGGUACCACUCCCACCCAGCCUUUGACCCUAACCCCUCCAUACGAGAUAUUGACACCCAGGCUAAAUACCAGAGUUAUUUCUCCAGAGGUGGUGCCAUGUUCAUUGGAAUGAUUAUAAGUCCUUACAACCGUAACAAUCCCCUUCCAUAUUCGGAGAUGACGUGUCUUGUAAUUAGUGAUGAGAUCAGCUCGGAUGGCUCCUACCGCCUGCCCUACAAAUUUGAAGUGCAGCAGAUGUUGGAGGAACCCCAGUGGGAACUAAUAUUUGAAAAAACGCGGUGGAUCAUUGAAAAAUACAGAUUCUGCCACAGCAGUGUCCCCAUGGAUAAAAUUUUUCAUAGAGAUUCUGACCUGACUUGUUUGCAGAAACUUUUGGAGUGCAUGAGGAAGACCUUGGGCAAAGUAACAAACUGCUUCAUUGCUGAAGAGUUCUUGACUCAGAUAGAAAACUUAUUCCUGUCCACAUACAAGAGUGAGAAAAAGAAUGAUGUGGGAGAAAAUGAGAAUGACUGUUCAAAGGAACUGCCAAUGUGAUGGCUCUAACAAAACAAAGUGUUGGAAUCUGGAGGUUGUUGUUUCAUUUUUCUUCCCCUCCUCCCCAUUAUACCAACUCUUU